Molecule: messenger RNA, 3056 nt
Organism: Hippocampus zosterae (dwarf seahorse)
Lineage: Eukaryota; Metazoa; Chordata; Actinopteri; Syngnathiformes; Syngnathidae
Gene: slc39a1
Product: solute carrier family 39 member 1
Exons: 4
Coding region: 598-1524 (308 amino acids)
Biological process (GO): zinc ion transmembrane transport
Cellular component (GO): plasma membrane
Molecular function (GO): zinc ion transmembrane transporter activity
Source: RefSeq, a predicted model, not a curated record
UGGUGCUGACCAAGGGAAUCCGACUGUUUAAUUGAAACAAAUUAUCGCAAAGGCACGAGGCGGUGUUGAUGGGAUGUGCUUUCUUCCCAAUACUCUGAACGUUAAGUUGAAGAAAUUCAAUUAAGUGUGGCUAAACGGCGGGAUACAAAUUGUGCAAAAGCAAAUUGGUAAUGGGAACAUACACAUUUCGAAAAACCUGUCAAAUGUCACAGAUAAUCAUGAAAAUAGACGAUUUUGAGACGUGUGGUUUAAGUAUAUCGCAAAGGUGUAAUAGAAACACAAUUUUUGCGUUUCCACGUCAUGUGACAUAGCCUCCAACCACGUACAGAUAGAUAUACCACAUCCAAAAUGGCGCAGUGUUGACGUGUCGUAGCACGGGAUCCAUAGGCUUAAAGCGGCAUCUAUGGAAAUACAUCUAGGUCUGUGAGACUUUUGCUGUCAGCUGUCCAUUCAUACUUUGACUUUGUCGGCCACCGUAGGAGGGGUUUCCACAGCCCAGAUAUGUUUGUUUUGUCAAACAAUCCUAAUGUAGGUUGACAACUAACUAAACACCAAGUCGGGUAGGCAGCGAGCCUUCUUCUGACACUUAGACACAUUAUGGAGUUUUUGCUUCAAGUGAAAGUCGGUGCUCUAUUUGGUUUGCUGCUACUAACUCUUUUUUUCGGUUUCAUCCCCGCUCGAGUCACAUGGUUCAGAGACACAAACGGGACAGAGACUCAUCGCACAGUUUUGAGUUUAAUAAGCUGCUUUGCCGGUGGAGUCUUCCUGGCAGCAUGUUUACUGGAUAUCAUCCCAGAUUACCUGGUGGACAUCAAUGCCGUCCUGGAGUCCAACAUGAUUGAGAUCAACUUUCCCCUUCCUGAGUUCAUCAUGGCUGCCGGCUUCUUCAUGGUCCUUAUAUUGGAGAGGGUCGUUCUGAACUGUCGGGAGAAUGGUGGGACUGUGGAUGAGAGGGCCCCACUUAUACAGGACAACAGUAACAGCCAUGGCCAUGGCCACGGCCACGGCCACGACACCACCGUGUCUCCAGAUCUGGAGAGCAGCGGCCACCAUGUCCAUGUCGACUUUCAGGCCCACUCGCCUUUUCGCUCAUUUAUGCUAUUCCUCUCGUUGUCGCUCCACUCGGUUUUCGAGGGGCUGGCUAUCGGCCUGCAGGACACUGACUCGAAGGUGUUGGAAAUCUGCAUUGCCAUACUGGUCCACAAGAGCAUCAUCGUGUUCAGCCUGUCAGUGAAGCUGGUCCAGAGCGCCGUUCGUCCCGCGUGGGUGGCCGCUUACAUCGGAGUGUUCGCCAUCAUGUCGCCUUUGGGCAUCGCCAUCGGCAUCAGCGUGAUUGAGGCCCAGCUGCCGGCCGGAGCGCUCAUCCAAUCUUUCCUGGAGGGCCUGGCGGCGGGGACCUUCAUCUACAUAACCUUCCUCGAGAUCCUCCCACAUGAGCUCAACUCCCCCGGGAAGCAGCUGCUCAAGGUGCUCUUCCUCCUGCUGGGCUUCGCCGUCAUGGCCUCACUCACCUUUUUGGGCUGAGGGCACGAGAUGUUGAAGUCGGCCAGGGUGCUCGUCAAGAUUUUGGCUUUGUUUUUUGGAUUCCUCUUCUGUUCCAAAUGUGCAGAGGGCAUUUUUCUCCACGUUUAUGACUGUGUUUACGUUGCAGGUCCUUGACUUUACAUCAUCCACCGCAGGUGAAUUUUUGAGGGAACGCAUUAACAAUGCUUGAUGUUUUUAGACCUUUUGGUGUACUUUUUAAGAUGUUUCAUGAAUGAUAUCUAAAUGUAAGUUAUUUCAUUUCAGAGUUUUAUGUGAACAGGGCCUUUUUCACCGGCAAACACUUUGAACCUGACUGAAGAAACCACUGGAGAUGUUUACUUUGUGUAUUUUAUCCAAUCAUGCCACAUAAUUAGCAACUACAUUUGCUUGAUUUGAUUCAAAUAAGAUGUGUGUUUCCCGACAAGUGCCUCCACGUUUGCGCAGGUACUUAAUUUCCCAAGAAGUUAUUUUAUCUUUUGUCUUUGCUUCAAGUAGUCUAUCACUGACCUCCUGACCUUUGAUUUGUACUGUUAUGUUAUUACACUUCCUUUAGCCUAUUUGUGGACUCAGUAAUAUUUUAUUGCUCAUAUAAUUUAUGGUGAGAUAUGUUAUGUGAGCUUGCAUGCAUGUGGGCGCGCUUCCUGAUGCCUCAAAUAUUGUGACCUAAAAAAGAGAAUGCAAACAAGAGAAAACAUGGGAUUUUUUUCCCACUACGCCCACCACACAUAAAGCUUCAGAUUCUAUACGAGAAAGACUAGUGUACAAAUCGAUAGAACUGUCAUUUAAUAUCACCAUCUGAUUUUUGCAUUGUAUGAGAAUUGAGAGCAUGCAGUAUAUUGAAAUUUUUUAUGGUGAUGUAGAAAAAAAAUUGUAUGAUGAAAUAAAACAUUGUAUCAACAAAGUUUAAUGAUUGUUUAGCUGUUGAGAUUGGGAAUGCCCCACUUUGCUUUCAAGAAAAGUGCAUUCUUUGUUUGGUUCAUUUGCCUUCGGGGCGGCAUGGCUCAGCGGUCUAGUGGUCAUUUCCCAACCCAGAGGUUGUUUGCUCAAUCCGCGGCAAUUGCGACCAUGUCCAAGUGUCCUUAAGCAAGAUACUGUACUGACCACCAGUUGCUCCUGAUGCUGCGUCAUCAAUCAGUAGGUGAAUGUGGUAACAGUGUAAAGUGUUUCGAGUACCCGAUGUGCGCAAUGUAAGUGACAACCCAUUUUGCAAUUGAGGAACUAUAGUGGUCCAUCUAUAGUGCUCUUUAUUCCUUCACUCCGAGACUCAUGUGACCAAGAACUGUUCCUUUCUAAGAUUGUGGAAUACUAUACAACAAACGCAUCGUGCGAGACUCAUGUGACCAAGAACUGUUCCUUUCUAAGAUUGUGGAAUACUGUACCACAAACGCAUCGUGCUGCAAUGAAAUAUUAUCGUGUCAUACACUAUUGUUUAAAGGAUGUUCGUCGUAGCUGCCUUUUUUUCACUUGUACCUCAAAUUCUGGAGGGUGAAUUUAUUAUAAAGUCAUGUUACAUAGAUAGAUAUUUACAACAA